AUGAAGCCGAAAAGAGGUGGGAGGGCUGAAGGACAAGACAGGCAGGCAAGUAAGAAAAAGCUGGCCUUACCUCCAGGAAUAAAAGGAAUGAUCGGCAGAGCGCUUGCAGCAGAGUUUGCACCCAUAGCCAGCACCAUAUACCAAUGCAUGGACUUGCAAUGUCUCUGCACUUACUUAAGAGGAUCAGUAGCUCCUAAUGGCCAAUGUUCACUUCCCAACGGGCAAAUGUUGAGAAAGGCAAUAAGAAAGGAGUACCGGAUGAUGAGCGAUGACGAGUUACAACGAUAUCACGCUGCUGUUAGACAGUUAAAGCAGGUUUGGUGGCGAGUUUUCAUUUUUCAAUCUCAAUAUUCACCUGGAAUCAAACUGUGCUUUCGGACAUGA
Strongylus vulgaris is the source of this 384-nucleotide messenger RNA. NCBI's taxonomy places the organism in Eukaryota, Metazoa, Nematoda, Chromadorea, Rhabditida, Strongylidae. The record is from the annotation of a GenBank genome assembly.